AUGUUCGGCUCAUUAGGAUACGAAGUCACAGCUUCUACCAUUGUCCAUGCCUGCAAUGCUCCCAAGGCUAAUGAAGCUACCGUCAAGUUUAUUUCCACCUUUGAAGGAUGGUACGACUACGUCUACCCAGACCCUGGACCUCAGCACCUCGAGACUCUCGGAGAUGGUCAUCUUUGCAAGAAGUCUAACUGCGCAGAGGUUAAGUAUCCCCUCCCUCCUCUGUCCAAGGCCGAUGGCUUGAAGCUUCCUAGCGAUGAUAUGUCGGUUGCCGAAAACUGCAUCUACCAAGACACAAGCGCCAAGGUCACUGUCAAGGCGAACCACAACGCCGAGGUUGAGCUUUUCAAGACUCCUACCAAUAAUCCUGCCCUUCCUGCUUGUGUCAACCUGCCUCCUCCUGCUCACACUUCUGAGUCUGAGACCGCCACUCCUACUCACCACGCUACUUCGUCUACCCCUAAGCCUACCAAGACCAGCAGCCAAGAAAGCUCACAGACUGAGACUGUGUCUACCCACUCUCAUUACACCAACCACACCACAACCAAGACUCACACUCACACUCACACUCAAACGUCCGUCCCCUCUACUCUGUCCACUAUCAAGAGUACCAGCUCAUGGGGCAACUCUACUGUGGCUCCUACGAGUGCUGUUAGCUGGACUACUUCAGUUGUCUACAUCACCGUGAUUCACACCAUUACUCAGUGUGCUUCGACUGUAACAGACUGUCCUGCUCGGCCUCAGACGACUACAAAGACUAUCCCUCUGUUCACGACAAUCCGCCCCGUUAUUGAGACUGAAGUUCCCACAAAGGUUCCCACAUCGCAGUCCAGCGUUCAAUCCAGCCCUCAGCCUGCCAGUAAGCAUACUGGUCAACCUAUCAGUUGGCCCGCUGGUCAGCCCGCCGGUCAGCCUACCGAGACAAUUGCACCUGUGCCUAAUGCCUCCACUGGGACGGGCUCUUUGCCCUCACAUGCAGACACAAACACCUGGACUGUGCCCUCGCAGACGUGCAACGGUAACUGCACCCAUGCGGCUCCUACGAACUGCCCUCCUGUCAGCUCGGGCUCCAAGGCUGGUGUCAACUUUAUCGUUCUGCUGGGUGCUAUCACUGCCCUGGUUUUAUAG
Molecule: messenger RNA, 1125 nt
Organism: Metarhizium brunneum ARSEF 3297
Lineage: Eukaryota; Fungi; Ascomycota; Sordariomycetes; Hypocreales; Clavicipitaceae
Source: RefSeq, a predicted model, not a curated record